AUUCUAGUGAGUUGGAUCUGCAUAGCAGAAUUUAUGUGGCAUUACGUCCCGCGGGCCUGGGAUGACGAAGCUGUUUCAGCUCAUAUGCAAUCAAUCGCAUGAAGACUAGCUAGCAUGUUAUAGAUGAUAUGGUAUGCCAUGAAGAGCUAAGAACCGCUUUCACAAUGUGCGUAUGACUUGGAUUCAUGGAAAACCUCUGGGUAGUAUGGUGCAUGGCCCACAGGAUGACUCAAGGAUCCUAGUCCUUCUGUUGGCUGGUCUGUCUGUCACAACCCCGGGAAUCCACGCGAGUUUUGCUGCUUCAGAUACUAUAUUUACAGCGCUUGUACUGUGGACUUCGUAUUUGGCAAGGCGAGAUGAGAUAGACCCGGCCAAGAGGGGACAAUCAGCCCCUCGAAAGAGGAAGCGAGUCUCCCUUUCUUCCGUGUGGUCGAGUUGCUCUCAAAGCGACCAAAUCAUUUCGGCCCACUUGCUUACUUGAAGCUUGUAGCGGCCGGACCCCAUGUCGAUUUGGAGCUGCGAAGCAACUCCAUGCUGGGUGAGAUGUGCGCACGCGAAACCAAAU
Messenger RNA from Aspergillus homomorphus CBS 101889, 565 nucleotides. RefSeq lists its product as uncharacterized. The transcript has a single exon. The coding region runs from base 173 to 481 and encodes 102 amino acids. Lineage: Eukaryota; Fungi; Ascomycota; Eurotiomycetes; Eurotiales; Aspergillaceae. The record is from RefSeq and is a predicted model, not a curated record.